Kickxella alabastrina is the source of this 806-nucleotide messenger RNA. RefSeq lists its product as uncharacterized. The coding region runs from base 239 to 718 and encodes 159 amino acids. NCBI's taxonomy places the organism in Eukaryota, Fungi, Kickxellomycota, Kickxellomycetes, Kickxellales, Kickxellaceae. The record is from RefSeq and is a predicted model, not a curated record. The transcript has a single exon.
AACACUAGUGUCGUCAGUACCAGUGCCAGCGCCAGCGCCGAGCCAGACGAAGCAAGCGCACCGAGUGCAGACUCUGCCUCAGACUCCUCCGACACCGAAGACAUUGACCGAGGAACAGCCAUUAUAACCGUCUACAACCUGCUGAGUAACCUCGGUGACCUCAACCACAGCAACCGCCAGGCGGCCGAAGACCUCAUGCAGCACUUCAACUCACUACAGAUCCAAGUGAACCGCGCCAAUGGCUCCGGCUCUUCUUUUUCUUCUUUGGCUGCAGCAGAGUCCUCUGGUCGGUCAGAAUCGGCGUUCCACACGCCAUUGGGGGAGUAUACGAGCGCAUGGAGGCGCGGUGCAGACUGACUUGGAUGUUGGCGCGUUGAGUGAGCGAGCCGGCCGCCUGGCAGAGGAGAAUCAAGUGUUGAGGGCCGAUGUUGCGCUGCUGAUGCAGUCGUUGAAGGAGCAGCAGGGGAUGGCGCGCGAUUACGAGUCGGCGCUGGCGAAGGCGCUGGGGGCGCUGAGGGCGGCGGCGUUUGAGAGUCACGUGGAGGUCGGCAGUGUGCAGGAAAAGUACCGGGUGCUGCUGCAGUCGGAGGGUGUGCUGAAUGCGCGCUUGGCUGAGGAGAACGCCGGCCUGAGGGGCGCACUGAGCGGCGCUGCCGCUGCCAUAAGAGCGGCAAUGGAUGCUGCGGACCACCCGGACAACAGCAGUGCCGUCCUGUAGGUGUCCCCCUGCCAGCCAGCCUUUUGUAAUUGUUUUCGUUUUUUAUCUCCCGUUGCGUCUCCUUGUUUUCGUUUUUCACUUCUUUAAC